Clonostachys solani is the source of this 1212-nucleotide messenger RNA. The record is from the annotation of a GenBank genome assembly. NCBI's taxonomy places the organism in Eukaryota, Fungi, Ascomycota, Sordariomycetes, Hypocreales, Bionectriaceae.
AUGCUCUUUGUAUCCUGCCCUUAUGUGUCAUUAGAGUCACUCAACAGUCUCGGCUUUCGAACUGUCAAAGAGGCUCGGGCUGAGUUUUAUUCAAGGGCCAAGACUUUGUUUGACCUCCAAACAGACCUAGAUGAUCAAGCCCGAUCACAAGGAGCCUUGAUGCUAACGUACCGCACAUUGGAGUUCAAUGAUAGAAGUGCCACAUUCUGGCUUAGCGUUUCCAUACAUUAUGCCAAGAAUAUUGAAGCUUACUGCUACAAUGAGAAACCGGACCAGUCAGAGCGUAUAUAUCUCAAGCGCCUGUGGUGGUGUUGCGUCCUUCGGGAUAAAGUCCUGGCUUUGGCCCUUCGCCAAGCACCAUUGAUAAGUCCUGAAGCGUUUGACUUCAGCCAUGGGGGGUUCGUGUUUGGCGAUUUUGCUCACGAGGUCGGAUCUUCAAGGCCUCAUUCAGCUACGGGUCGCAAGAAGAGCCAGCUGCGGCCAGAUCAGAUCAAAGCUCUGCUAUCAAAACUGGAUAACUGGUACCAGAAUACUUAUGUGGAAUUCCGCACCGCAUCAAUCUCUACGGACGCACAUGAUUCCAUCAUUCUGUUUUCUAAUGUAGUCUAUACCUACUACUACAUCACUGAAACCCUGAUGGAGUUGGAUAACUCUGGUCUGGUCAAGUAUCUGCCAAUAACCUUCAUCAGCUUCGCAGCGACGCCAUUCGUGUGGGAUCUAUUGCAGGCCCGGAUGCUCAACUCUGAUGACAGGGCACAGGGUUUACAAAAAGACUUGAAGGCCCAUCUUGACGUGAUGGGUGGUUUUAAUGACCUCUAUGAGAAUGCGGAAAGCACAGUCAAAUGCAUCAAACAUAUUGUGGAACACGUUAAGACCAAAGAAUCCUUACCACAACGAAAGGACUUUGUUCAGGGGCCUCCACAGACUGGCCUCAAUAGCCCAACUCAAUCUCGAGAUAGAGGCAUAAUUACUUGGAAAGACUUCAUACUUGAAGAUCCCCAGACCUAUUUACGGAUCGUCUUGACGGUGGAAUACUCUCUUGCUCACGGACAUUGUCCGUCCGAAGCUGAUUUCCCCAAAUCACUGCGCACGCCCCCCCACCCAGCGAUUAAUACCUCCGGUUGGGAAACGCUGGGAUCCUCAGUUGAUGCAAAUUGGUUUAGCGAGGCUUUUGAUGAUAUUAUAAUCAACUAUAGUGAUACUGAUGCUUAA